Planococcus citri (citrus mealybug) is the source of this 1462-nucleotide messenger RNA. RefSeq lists its product as uncharacterized. The record is from RefSeq and is a predicted model, not a curated record. The transcript is spliced from 2 exons. NCBI's taxonomy places the organism in Eukaryota, Metazoa, Arthropoda, Insecta, Hemiptera, Pseudococcidae. Bases 501 to 1358 code for a protein of 285 amino acids.
CAGUAAUUCACGAUCCAGAUCCUCUGGAUCUUGAUCCUGAAACUAUCAUAGAUGGAUUGACAAUGUAUGGGAUUAAGGUAUCUAAGACAAUGAAGCAAUACGUAAAAAUAUUGGUUAAAAUACCAGACAUGACCUCAAUUUAGAAUCCGAGCUCGGGCCCCGACAAUAGUUAAUUACAAUUUUUUUCUACACGUGAUACCAAAAAGAACGACAUCAAGGCCGUGAAAAAGAGCUUGAAAAAAAAAUUGCAAAAGUGUCGAGAACUGUGUCUCAUGUACGAAGUAGUUUUUAUACUCGUAAUACGAACUGACCUACUAGUAGGUAUUCAUAGAACAGAUUUUCAGAGUUUUAUCUCAGAAUUAUCAUUGCAUUGGAUGGAUAUUCGAUCAACGAAAUUUCAAUUAGAUUUGUUAAAGAUAAACCUAUUCGGUAUUCGUUUUGGGUAUGACCUAGCAUUUCUAAAUUUUUAAAACAAAUUUUACCAUAAAUUUACCUACGUAAUGAAAAUUAACAUAGUAGUUGUUUUAAUUUUCGUUACGCACUCGUCCAAUGGUGGGCCACUUAACGACUCUCUUGGAAAUCUCAACGACACGAUUGAAGAAUUUGGAUGGAGAUCAGUAGGAUACUUGAAACAGCCAGAUGAUUGGCAUCAGGCAUUUGUCGUCCUAGCCAAAACGUACAAAGAAGAACUCGAACGACAUGAAAACGGACCUGACAAGAAUGAAGGAGACAUUAACGAAAUUCACGAGGGUAAAUCACGACAUUACAAAGAAGACGACCUGAAACGAUGUGAAAACGAAACUGUGGAAAUUAAAAAAGAAUUACUGAAAUUUAAAUCGGUCAUGUGGGUGCGUACAUAUCAGCUGGAAAUGGGCGAAUACUGUUUCGGAUUGCAAUACGUGUCACCCGAUAAAACCAAAAUGUUGGAAGAGUUGAAAAAUAAUGCCUCCAGAUAUACCGAUACAAUUACUCCCGAAUGCCAGACAUCAAUUGGUAAUCUAUGUAGUGAUACCGUUAAUGAGCAUGCCGUUAUAUGGCUACAUUACCUCGCAUUCUCUGAUAAAAUUUUGGCUACGAGACUCCGCAAGGAACUGUUGGAUAGAAAAGUGGAUGUGUUUGAAUUUUGUACAAUGGUGGGCGCGAUUUUCUUGCGAAUUGGCCGAUUUGAUUUCGCCGACGGUUUUUCAAAUCCCGAACCUGAAGUCGUCCUGGAAGGAUUGAAGAUGUUUGGAGUUCGGGUAGGUGGGGGAUUGGAGUCGGUGAAAGUUUUGUUUAGAAUUGAAAGCAUGACGAUGACGAGUUAUAGACGUAACGACGAGCAAGGAGAUGAUUAUGAUGAGAAUUCAGCGAAAACCUAAUAUGUACUCUAGGGUUGUCCACAUUUACACAGCAAAACUUAUUUUGUUAAAUAUUCACUGUCUCACCCGCUCAUUUUUUUCCUUUAGGUGUAGGUAGUUCACAA